AUGGAAAACCUAGACCUAAACGUACUUUUCGCGGAAUGGCUAGAAACAAAGCAGGAUGAGCUCAUGAAGAAAGGCUCCAAGUUGGCCUAUGCAUACGGAAAGGCCUUGGACAAACUCAAAAGCUACCCAGAGCCAAUCACUACUCCCAAACAACUAAAGGGUAUCCAGUUUGUAGGAGAGAAAAUCUUUAUGCUACUAUGUAUGAAGUUGAAGAAGUAUUGCUCGGAACACAGCAUCACACCGCCUCCAGCUUUUGAGAAUUACGUGGUAGAAAAUGAAGGAGGGAAACGUCUAGCGGAACUAGAUGACGAGAACACCAAGAAGAAACGACGUAUCACCAAUUGGGUGCCCAAAAGAAGGUCUGGGUCAUGGGCAAUUUUGGUCUCUCUAUAUAAAAAAGACAGGUCUCGCCGUGGAAUCACCAAGGAAGAUGUCAUUGCUGGAGCGUCUCAAUACUGCGAUAGCUCAUUUACAAGUAACCCAGCAGCUCGAGAUUUCUACUCUGCCUGGGAUGGAAUCAAGACCUUGCUUAAGCGUGAGCUUGUGGACUGUGUGGGAAGAGCGCCAAAAGUGUAUCUCCUUACAGAUCUGGGUUUCAAUAUGGCUAAGCUCAUUCUCCAAAAGGAAGGUGGAGACAGCUCACCGGUACGUGAGUCAGAAAUGUCGUUCGACAAUGGCGUAAGAGUCACGCCAACUUCCAGAAGUGAAAAUGAUGGUGUUUCAAUAGAUUCACUGGCAUUGUUUGUUCCCACUGAAGCUUCCAGUCCUCUUCGGAACAAGCCCAGCAAGACACAUAAUCGCGUACAAAAGGUUUUUGAUGGCGUUUCAUAUGAUAUUUGGAUGCCAGGAGAGUUUGAUAUAGUACUCAUCAUGGAUAACAGAGAGGUUCGGUCACUGACAGAGAGAGACUUCUUCCAAAGGAGAAUUGUUGACAACAACGUCAAGUGUGAGGUCCGCAAUUUAUCUGUGGGCGAUGUGUUGUGGAUAGCUAAACAUAGCAGAACAGGGAAAGAGGUUGUACUCAAUUAUGUUUGUGAAAGGAAACGGCUCGAUGAUUUGGCCAUGUCUAUUAAAGAUGGUAGAUUCGUCGAGCAGAAAAACCGUCUACGCAAAUCGGGGUUGAAAAAUGUGUACUAUCUUGUGGAAGAAGGUGGGUUGGGGGAUGUCGAGCGCAUCAUGUUGAUGAAAAAGGCUAUUGAGACAUCUAUCGCGAUGGUUAUCACUGUGUCUAAUCUCUUUCUCCAACGAUUCCGUAGAUCUGACGACACAAUCGAGUGGCUUGUUACGAUGACCCAAAUAUUAAAGGAUAGGUAUUCCACACGUCGACUUUUGGUUGUCAAGCCUCAAAGUGUCAAUAGCCAAACGGAAUACUUGCAAAUGCUAGAAUCAUUCCGGGAGAAGUUUGAGACAAGAGAAGCAGGUUAUGAAUGCGUGCACACGAUGGCAGUGUACCAAGCCACUUUGGCCAAGACAAAUAUGAUGACUGUCAAGGAGAUGUUUAUAAUGAUGCUUAUGCUGGUCCGGGGAAUUUCGUUUGAGAAGGCAGUGAUGAUCCAGAAUCAUUUUGGUACACCGAAACGGCUACUUGAGUAUUACCACGAGGAGAAGCGGGCAUUGCCAGAGCCUCAAAAGCAAAUGCUCAUGAAUGAGUUGUUUAAUAAUCAGAUCGGAAGCAAGAAAAUCAACAAGGCAGCACUGGUGGCCAUGUAUGAAACUUGGGGUGUUGAAUAA
Molecule: messenger RNA, 1731 nt
Organism: Sungouiella intermedia
Lineage: Eukaryota; Fungi; Ascomycota; Pichiomycetes; Serinales; Metschnikowiaceae
Source: the annotation of a GenBank genome assembly